This is a messenger RNA of Momordica charantia (bitter melon), 1794 nucleotides long. Lineage: Eukaryota; Viridiplantae; Streptophyta; Magnoliopsida; Cucurbitales; Cucurbitaceae. The record is from RefSeq and is a predicted model, not a curated record.
UCAUCUCUAAAAUUCAAUAACAAUUACAGUAAACCCAAAAUGCAUAGCCUUGAUCAAUUGAUGCACACCAUUUUGUUGACCUUGGCCAUUCCCCUGUUCUUGCUCCUCCUCCUCAAAACAAAGACAAAAUUUUCAACACAGAAAAAUAAGAACCAACUUCCWCCAAGCCCUCCAAAGCUCCCUUUGUUGGGCCACUUGCAUCUCAUCGGCUCCCUCCCCCAUCGCUCCUUAUGGAAGCUUUCAACAAAAUACGGCCCCGUCAUGCGCCUCCACCUCGGCUCCGUCCCGACCAUCRUAAUCUCCUCCGCCGCUGCCGCACGAGACAUGUUUAAGCUCCACGACCUCGCUUCUUGCAGCCGCCCUCCCUUAUCCGGCAGCGGAAGAUUGUCSUACAAUUUCCUCGACAUAAGUUUCUCCCCAUACGGCGACCACUGGAGGGAGGUUCGAAAAAUCUGCGUGCUUGAGCUGUUCAGCGUCAGGCGGGUGCAGUCGUUUCGGGGGGUUAGAGAACAUGAGGUGGGUCUGCUUAUAAACUCCAUCGCUCAAUCCUCAACUUCCGGAGCUCUGGUGGAUGUGAGCGAAAAAUCGUAUUCUCUGACCGCGAGUAUAAUUACGCGGGUUGCUUUUGGGAAGAGCUUCAGAGGGGGUGAAUUAGAUAAUGAGAARUUUGAAGAGGUUAUCCGUAGAGCUUUGGUGGUAAUGGGAAGCUUCUCGGCGACUGACUUUUUCCCAAGUUUUGGUUGGAUUAUUGAUUGGAUGAGUGGCGUUCGUGGGAGGUUGGAGAAGAGUUUUUNGGAGUUGGAUUCUUUUUUUCAACAUGUAAUUGACCACCGCCUCAAAUUUGGGGCGACUUGUGAUGAUGACAACAAUAUUUUGGAUGUGUUGUUGAAGAUGGAGAGAGAGCGCUCUGAAUUUGAUGCUCUGCAACUCUCUAGAGAUUGCAUCAAGGCACUUACCAUGGAUAUAUUUAUAGCCGGAGUGGACACGGGAGCCGGAACAAUUGUUUGGGCCAUGACAGAGCUGGCGAGGAAUCCAAGGGUUAUGAAAAAGCUACAAGACGAGAUCAGAAGCUCCAUAAAAGAAGAAGAUGGAAUAGUGAAGGAGAGCCACCUCGAAAAACUCGAAUAUCUAAAAAUGGUGGUCAAAGAAGUUCUGAGGCUUCAUCCCCCGGGCCCACUCCUCCUUCCAAGAGAAACAAUGUCCCAUUUCAAGCUCGGCGGCUACGACAUCGAACCCAAAGCCCAUCUCCACGUCAAUGUUUGGGCCAUCGGGCGGGACCCGGAAUCGUGGACCGACCCGGAUGAGUUCCUGCCGGAGAGAUUCGUGGGAAGCAACAUCGAUUUCAGAGGGCAGAAUUUUGAGCUGUUGCCGUUCGGAGCUGGCCGGAGGAGCUGCCCGGGGAUGCACAUGGCCACCGUUGCGGUGGAGCUGGCGCUGGCUAAUAUGCUGCUGUGCUUUGAUUGGAAAUUGCCGCAAGGGAUGAAAGAAGAAGAUUUGGACGUGGAAGAGGAUGCUGGUCUGACGGUCACCAAGAAAUCGCCUCUUCAUCUUAUUCCUGUCGAAUACUUCAAAUAAAAAAGUGGGUCAAAUUUGUACAAUUUGAGGGGGUAGAAUGUUGAUGCUCUAGUACGUUUUCGGUUAAAUUUCUCCAUUUGUUAACGUUCUGUUUCCCGGUAUAUGUAUGCUAAUCAUAUUUGGUACCAGCUAUUUCGUGUUUCUAUACCAAAUUGAUCCAUGGACUUGAUACAAGAGGAUGGAAUCAAAGAUACACGGCCACCACUAGGUCAUUGUUUA